GCAUUUCAUCAACUCAUAUCAAGGUAAAUUCCGAUUGUUUAUCUAGUUUACAUCGUGGGGCUCAACCGAAAGCUAGUUACAAAUUAUCCCCGUUCAUAAUGCAGGUGAACCCUUUGCCUCUACCCGCUCAAGAUCAGGCAUAUUGCAUUGUUUCUGCCCUUGAGUCGGGCCACAUCGAUGUUCCCCUCGAAGUAUUCUUGGAUAAUGCUAUUCCAGGUUCACAAGCUACUUUACCGUCUUUGUCUUUUCUCCUCAGGCAUUCAAAGACAAACGAAACUUUCGUCUUUGACCUCGGCUUCCGCAAAGAUCUGGAAAACUAUUCCUCAUCUAUCGUCAAACUUGGACUCGAGAAAUUCGUUAGGGUUCCUCAGGACGUGGUCGACUCGCUCGCGAAAGGCGGGCUAUCACCUUUGGAUGUAAAAACUGUCUGUCUUUCCCAUUGUCACUUCGAUCAUUAUGGAGAUCCUUCGCAUUUUGUCAACAGCGAAUUCGUAGUUGGCGCAGAUUCAGCGAUACAUUUCAAUCCUGGUUUCCCUGCCGAUCCAGAUUCUCAAUGCCCAAGCGACCUUCUGCCAGAAAGGCGAACUCGUUUUGUUGAACUCAGCGACCAACCUCUUCUCGGACCGUUCCCCCACGCUCUUGACUUCUGGGGUGAUGGUAGCCUUUAUCUUGUUGAUGCUGCUGGUCACCUACCCGGUCACAUUGUCCUGAUUGCUCGCACUUCUCCAGAUGGCGGAUGGAUACUUCUGGGAGGCGACAGCGCCCAUCACUGGAACUUGAUCACUGGAGAAUCACAGAUUGCAGAGGGUCGUCCAGGCUUCCCUACAGGCUGUGCUCAUCUUGACAAAAAAGAAGCGGAGCUGACCAUUCAACGUAUCCGCGAAUUUUGGCAGUUACCCCGCACCAGAGUCAUAUUAGCCCAUGAUGAGCCUUGGUACAAGGAGAAUAAAGACGGUGCCGGUUUUUGGCCUGGACAUAUAACAUCAAAGUAGCUUGCUGCGUGCGUCCUGAGACGUAAGGAAAUGAAGUUUCAUUCACUUUCAUUUAGUUGUACACUAUUUUGUUUGAAAUUAUUGUACUAAUUUCGUAGCUUUUUGUUCAACUAUUCCUGUGUUCCGAUAAUGUGGCAGAACUUCGAAUGGAGACUUCUACGUUUUGAAAGGCACCACAAUGUGACGUGAAGAACGAGUAACGUUUCCUGAGGUGAGUGUUAGAUGCUGAGUGCCUGCCAACCGGCUCUCCGUCAUUGCUCUCCGAGUUCUCUUCGUUCAAUAUGAUCUCCGCUCGGGAGCAAUCCAGGGAUUGUCUUCGGAAAUUUUCAAGGCUCAUGACUUCAACUAGAUUGACCUUAG
This is a messenger RNA of Lentinula edodes (shiitake mushroom), 1352 nucleotides long. Its product is annotated as Metallo-hydrolase/oxidoreductase. The record is from RefSeq and is a predicted model, not a curated record. The transcript has a single exon. The coding region runs from base 99 to 992 and encodes 297 amino acids. Lineage: Eukaryota; Fungi; Basidiomycota; Agaricomycetes; Agaricales; Omphalotaceae.